This is a messenger RNA of Anopheles darlingi, 849 nucleotides long. RefSeq lists its product as uncharacterized. Lineage: Eukaryota; Metazoa; Arthropoda; Insecta; Diptera; Culicidae. The record is from RefSeq and is a predicted model, not a curated record. The transcript is spliced from 3 exons. The coding region runs from base 492 to 803 and encodes 103 amino acids.
AAAAAAAUAUCAGGAAAUUGUUCCAGACAAUCUAGUGUUACGGUUGGUGGUAAGCAGCAGUGCAAAUUGCCUGAACCCAACCCAUCCUCCCGCCGGAAAGCAGUCAAUUCGCCCGUCAAUUUCCCGAUUGUUAGUCCUUCAAAUAUAACCCAUUUGGAGGACCAUUUGUUUUGUAACUUAACCAGAGUGAGAUUACCACGAGCAGCACCUUCAAUACGCCGCGUUUAAAUAGUGCCGUUAUCGAAAUAGAAACCGGAAAUCCGAUCUAUCUUGUUACUGCUGCCGGUCAGUCGAAUGUAAACUGUCCGUCGGUGUAAGAGGAGUGCGCAUUCACAGCCGUGUUGUUAGAACUGCCGCAUAAUGUAUUAAUGUCCACCGUGGUGGAGCAAAAGAGUGAAAAGGAAAGACCCCCUGUCCACCGUUGACCAAAGUGCGCAUCGUUGCGGCCACGGUACUCCAACGAGCUCGUUGAUCAAAGGUCUCGGGUAAAGAUGUCAACCCCGUCUCGGGACUGUUCACCGAAGCAGCGCACGUUCGGCGCCGGCAGCUUCAGCACGCACACCUCAUCGUCUUCAUCGCUCGCCUCAUCCACCGCCGGCAACGCCAACUCCAUCGACUCGUCGCUCUCGUUCCCUAGCGUCAGCGGUAGCCCGACGAAACUGUCCCUCUUUGGGAGCAGCAAAAUGUCGUCAACGACUGGCGGCAGCCCACCGACACUACCGACCGGACCGGGGCCAAGCCGGCAGCGGUCACUGCGCGAUCGGCUGCGCGAGGGCAUUACCGGAAGUCUCACCUGGCAGUAAGUGUUUCUCAGCAACCAACUUUUGAACCUACCACGCAGACAGCAAA